Molecule: messenger RNA, 954 nt
Organism: Xenopus tropicalis (tropical clawed frog)
Lineage: Eukaryota; Metazoa; Chordata; Amphibia; Anura; Pipidae
Gene: or5ar29
Product: olfactory receptor family 5 subfamily AR member 29
Exons: 1
Coding region: 1-954 (317 amino acids)
Biological process (GO): G protein-coupled receptor signaling pathway; detection of chemical stimulus involved in sensory perception of smell; signal transduction
Cellular component (GO): membrane; plasma membrane
Molecular function (GO): G protein-coupled receptor activity; olfactory receptor activity
Source: RefSeq, a predicted model, not a curated record
AUGGAAAACAUAACUAAGGUAUCUGAGUUUACUCUCACUGCACUGUCACACCAACCCCAUGUUAAGUAUUUUCUAUUUCUGGUUUUCUUACUAAUCUAUUUAAUAACAUCAUUGAUAAACCUUCUGAUCCUUUUCCUGUCCCUUACUGAUGCUCAGCUACACACCCCCAUGUAUUUCUUUCUUGGGAACUUGGCCUUUCUAGACAUGUCAUACUCAUCAGUCACCGUACCAAGGAUGCUCUCUGACUUCAUCUCCAAGAGCACAACAAUAUCCUAUCCUGCCUGUAUCACUCAAAUGUUUUUCUUCAUUUAUUUUGCCAGCGCAGAGCUUUUCUUGCUGGCAGCCAUGUCCUAUGACAGAUAUGUUGCUGUCUGUCACCCUCUGCAUUAUACUCAAAUCAUGUCCUGGAAGGUUUGUGCUCAGAUGAUAUCAGUCGUUUGGAUUCUUGGGCUCCUUUAUUCAUUGGUGCACACUCUCUUUUCACUGAGACUGACAUUCUGUAGGUCAAAAAUCAUUCAUAAUUUCUUUUGUGACCUGCCCCACUUGUUCCAGCUCUCUUGCACUGACACAUUCAUUAAUUUUGUUGUUAUAUUUGUUGUUGGAGGAAUUUUAGGACUUUUAGCCUUUGCAAUUACUUUUCUUCCAUAUGUCCAUAUUAUCAGCGCCGUCCUCAAAAUCAAAAGCAAUGAUGGAAAACGUAAAGCUUUCUCCACCUGUACAUCGCACAUCACAGUGGUUUCUAUUUUCUAUGCAUCCAUCAUUUUCAUUUAUUUUGUUCCGACCACAAGUUACCUAUUUCUUUUAAACAGGAUAGUGUCUGUAAUCUACUCUGUAAUUAACCCUUUGCUAAACCCCUUAAUCUAUAGUCUAAGGAACAAAGAUCUUAUGUCUGCAUGUAGAAGAACUUUACCUGAAACGUUUGCUCUAAAGUGUAAACUGGAUGAUUCUGCCUAA